Molecule: messenger RNA, 6618 nt
Organism: Ictalurus punctatus (channel catfish)
Lineage: Eukaryota; Metazoa; Chordata; Actinopteri; Siluriformes; Ictaluridae
Gene: ksr1b
Product: kinase suppressor of ras 1b
Exons: 19
Coding region: 278-3088 (936 amino acids)
Biological process (GO): protein phosphorylation
Molecular function (GO): ATP binding; protein kinase activity
Source: RefSeq, a predicted model, not a curated record
GAAAGGGGGGAAAAAACUCCGCGAGACGCUCAGUAAAGCCGAAGAGGGUUCACGAGUGAGCAAACUGACAGCACGACUUGUUAAAACAGCUCAGUUUGUGUUAGAUUAAUGACCGCUUACUGACCUCACAAACCGACUGCUUAAUGCUGUGGGACGCUUUUGCUAGAGAGAGUGUACUGCCCUGUAAGUAGCUCUGGAGCUGUUAAACAUGUGUUUGCGGUAACAUUAGAGUCGGCGGUACGGCUACAGCCUUCCAGAAAAGUGCCAAUGCUGAGGAAUGGAUGGUGAAGAAGGGAACAUGGUGGCCACUCGGGAUGAACAGGUGGAGAGGGAUACAUCAGCCCUUCAGCAGUGCCAACUUCUCCAAAACAUCAUCGACAUCACCAUCUCCAAUUUACAGGGACUCCGGACCAAGUGCGCUGCGUCCAACGACCUGACCCGGCACGAGAUCCGCACCCUGGAGGUGAAGCUGGUGAAGUACAUCAAUAAGCAGCUGCAGUGUAAGCAGAGGGUUCCAGCAUGUGAGCGAUCACAGGCCCUCAAUACCUACCCACACCUAGUGGAUUGGCUGCAUACCAUUAAUCUCAGGCCUCAAUUCAUAGAGGCAGUACCAGAGAAUCUGUCUCUAGAUGCUUUGCUGCAGAUGUCUGGUUCUCAGGUGCAGGAGACCCUAAGGAAACUGGGCUCCAGUGCUGAGGAGUGCUCCCACAUCACUGCUGCUCUCUCCUGUCUUAAGAGCACCACCACCUCCUCCACCUCCAGCUCGGAGCCAUGUACAGGACGGGAACUCAAAGAGGAUGGAAUUCCAUGGAUCGUAGAACCUGCUCGCUGUGACAUUAAUACUACUUCUUGCUCAGCUAAUCAGCUCUCCACUCAAAGCCCACAAUCCUACAGCCCAAACCCAUCCAUUCAGGUCCCUUUUACCCCCGCGAUGCCUGGCAGCCAACGUUCUGUCUCUGUUUCUGCUGUAACCUCUCUGGACUACCCAACUAGACCCCACCUGACCCCACUGUUGAAUGGACUAGCCGACCCUUUCUACUUCUCACCUCAGCUGCUACCACGACUGAAGGGACAGGUAUCAACUCCGCCUUCGACUCCACCCAGCAUUAGGAACGAGCUCGUGAAGCCCCCCCACACGCCGCCGCCACCAUCCAAGUUGCGCCAGCUUUUCCCCGGCCUGCCCCGCAGCAAGAGCCACACACAGCUCGCCAACCGCAUAGAUGAGCCUGCACACAGGAAUGUGAAGAAGACUAAGAUGCUUCUAAAUGUGCAUGUACAUGUGCAAGAUGUGAGAAAUGGCUAUGAGGAUUCGCUUUCGCGCUCGCCACUGCUCUCUGUCCCAUCUCCACACGUUAUUCCCAACAAACGCAUCCAAGUGGAAAGUCCAACACUGAAAGACAAACGACGAUCUCCACAGGCUAUGCGUAGAGAUUAUGGGCUUACAAUCACACAUAGGUUUUCCACCAAAUCAUGGUUAUUCCAGACAUGUGUGGUGUGUCGGAAAAACAUGCACUUUGGUGUAAAGUGCAAACACUGCAAGUUAAAGUGCCACAACAAGUGUACCAAAGAAGCACCUCAGUGCCAGAUAAUUCCAAUUUCGAAAAUCAGAAGAACAGAGUCGGUUCCGUCCGACAUCAAUAACCAGGUGGAACGACUACCAUCAUCUACACAGUUUGGCACAUUACCAAAGAUUUUAAACAAAAAGGACCUUCCACCACCUGUCAGUCAGCCGGACUCCAGCAGUAACCCCUCUUCCACCACCUCCUCCACACCUUCCUCACCUGCCUUCAGCUCAAGCAACCCACCAAGUUCCACUCCACCUGCAAACCCCUCGCCUAAAGGGCCCAUUGAUGGCCGCUUUCACUUCCCAGCUUCCUGCUAUUAUCAGCUAAGACAACAGUUUAUCUUCCCUGAUAUCUCAAGUUCUCAACAUCAAGAUGUCCAUGAUUCAGGAGAGACAGAGCAAGUAGGUAAUGAGCUGAUCAUGCAGACAGUGAGGCAAGAAGAAGCAGCUGUGAAUGACAAUGUGGAUGGUGAAGAAGAAGAACAACAACAGGAGCAUGAAAGACAAGACGAGGCUGCUUCUUAUGGGGAAUCUGAAGGUGAAGAGGAUGAUCUGGACGACCUGCCCAGAUGCCCGAGACCCUGGAAGGGCCCUAUCUCACGCAAGUCCAGCCAGACUAGCGUGUAUCUGAAGGAGUGGAACGUUCCUUUCGAGCAGCUCGAGCUGGGGGAGCUUAUAGGGAAAGGCCGCUGGGGAAAAGUGUACCGUGGACGUUGGCAUGGAGAGGUGGCUGUGCGGCUGCUGGAAAUAGACGGAAAUAAUCAGGAUCACUUGAAACUUUUUAAGAAGGAAGUGAUGAACUACAGACAAACACGACAUGAGAACGUGGUGCUGUUUAUGGGAGCCUGUAUGAACCCUCCUCGACUGGCUAUCAUUACAAGUUUUUGCAAGGGUCGGACGCUGCACUCUGUUGUCAGAGAUUCUAAAAGCUCACUUGACAUCAACAAGACCAGGCAAAUCGCUCAGGAAAUAGUAAAGGGAAUGGGCUACCUCCAUGCAAAGGAUAUCGUGCACAAGGAUUUAAAAUCCAAAAAUGUGUUUUAUGACAACAACAAAGUGGUGAUCACAGAUUUCGGUUUGUUCGGAGUGUCAGGAGUGGUGCAGGAGGAUCGGCGAGAGAAUGAACUGAAACUACCACGAGGCUGGAUUUAUUACCUGGCUCCUGAGAUUGUACAGAGGAUGAGUCCUGGAAAUGACGACCGCUUACCCUUUUCUAAAGCUGCUGACGUUUAUGCCUUUGGCACUAUCUGGUACGAGCUGCAGGUGAGAGACUGGCCUUUUAAUACCCAGCCGGCCGAAGCUGCUAUCUGGCUGCUGGGGAGUGGAGAAGGCAUAAAGAGGAAGUUGGCUCAGAUCAGCCUGGGAAAGGAGAUCACGGAGAUCUUGUGUGCAUGCUGGUCCUUUAAACUUGAGGACAGACCGACAUUCUCUCAGCUAUCUGACCUGCUGGAGAAGCUUCCUAAGCUCAACCGCAGACUCUCCCACCCCGGACAUUUCUGGAAAUCUACUGAGUAUGAAUCGUAGAGCUGUGAGAUUGCAUGCUGUCACCCUGCACUGCCUCACUGAAGAGAGCAAGCUGAAGUGAACUCUUCUUGGAUGUAACCUUUAGAAGCAUAAACGUGUCUAAAUGCGUGUAAAGUCUUCUUUGUUUCUUGAGCCUUUUUCAAGUGUGUCUUAAAUUUGUAAAUUUGAAGGUAAAUCUGAUUUACCUUCAACGUAUGUCUUCAAUUCAGAAUUCAGUGAAUUCAGUGAAUUCAGUGCAUCGGGUGGUUUAUUUUUAAAUGAGCUUAAGUUUUAAAUGUGAAUGUUUUAUUUUGAGAAACAGCUGUCUGUACAGUCUGAGUAAUAGAGAGCUUAUAUGCAGGUGUGUUUGUUUUUUAACUGCUGAUUGUCCACAUAAGGUGCACUGUGAGUACUGUACAUUAUCGGUUUGAAAUUUUCUUCUUCCAGUUAUUUUGGUACAGUAGAUUCAGUCUUUAUACGUCACAGUUACAUAUGUCUUGUGCAAAAUAAACAGUAAAUAGUAUAACGUGUGUCAGGUUUGAGAACAGAACACAAUAGCUUUGGUAAAGGAAACGCUUUCAUUCAUAACAUAAAUGUCCUUUGGUUUUCUCUCUGACCUUUCCUUCCCCCUGUUUCCCCUCUGUGCUGUGAACCGAAGUAUCAUCUGUUUCUGCUGACUGCUCCUUUUUACAAUUUCAGCCACAUCACCAUUUUCGCUCUGUCGUGCAUCUUAAAAUUCAACCCGAAUCCUCCAUGUUGUUUUCUUUGUCCAUCUGUUGUUUUUUUUCUUCCCAUGUCCUUCUGAAGUGAAUCUCUCACUUCACUUUUGCUUUAGAAAACAAGCAAUUGCUUGUGAAUGUUGCAGUCCUGGGCAAUAUGACAAAAUAAUAUCAGUAUUGCAAUAUCAACAGUUAUGGCACAGUACAAUUUCUAAUUGGCCAAAACUGAAUAUUGUGAUUUGGGGUGAAAUGAGAUAAUGAACUUUGUAUUAUCAAAAUAAAAUAUGUAGAAUUACACUUUUAUACUGUUUGUCAUUAGCAAUUCUAAAACAUCAACCAACUCCAUUGUUAGUCAGACUGACAAGUAACUGACUGAACAUAUACUUAGUCCUUUUUAAAUAUAAAUUUAAAAAAAUAAAUACUUUUUUGCAAAUCAAUGGACAUACAGCUUUCCAUAGUGUUUCACAUAGCAUGUUGUGCGUGUUCGGUGCAAACCUCAUUAUAAGUAAAUAUCACAAUACAUAUUGUGCAUCAUGAACACAUCUUCAAGUGUAAUGCUGUUUUUGGCAUAUCCAUAUUAUUUAUUCAUCAACAGCCUAUCCCAGGAACACUGGAAACACACCCUGAAUGGGACACAAAUUGGUCAUUCCAAUAUAUACAUAAGUCUUCUAUUUUGCAAACAUUUUCCAGGUGUCAUGAUUUGGUAUCUUUGCCAUAUUGCCCACCCAAGGAACAGUGCUUGAUUUGUACUUGAUUUCUUAUGUCUGUUAUUGACCAGGCUUGUGUGAUUCAGAUUUUUUUUCCUCCUGCUUGCCAUUUACCAUUUAAAAAAAUUACAGACAGGUCCCAGGAAGGUAUGCAUGGUCUGCAGAUGGGCCUCAGCUGCCUGACACCACACAUAAACCUCGAUGUUAGAGGAUGUUGCCCCAUAGAGGCUCCAUGAAUAGGGGCGUAGCUGUAAACUAUUUUAAUCAUCCAGUACUGAAACCUAGGAUUUCCACCAUUUCAGGUUUAAUGACCGUAUAGGAGGGUGUAAUCACCUAAACCCGGCUGCGGAUUAAAAUGCGAUUAUGCAGUACUGUGCAGUAAACAGUUAAAACAACAACAACAAAAAAAACCAUAAUUUCAAUAUAAUCCUUUUACAGUUGUCCGUGUUCUACUGGCCGACAUGCUAAACACAAAACAGCAUAUUAAAUCACUUUCUAAUAAUCGGCACCAUUUAAUUUGUAAAGUGUUAGAUUUUACACGUUGUUUCUUUUAGGUCAAACUUUUGUCUUUUUUUCAAUUUCACCUGAAAACACAAAGUGCCUAUUUUUUAACCAUGCUCUGCUGAAAUUUUGUGGUGUCUUCCCCAAUAAAUAUAGUUAUCUGAUGUUAACUAUAUACUUGUCUAAUGUUAGCUAAGUCAAACAUACACUGAUAGAUGUAAUGUCAUAUUAAUGAACUCAAAACAUUCUCCAUUUACCUGGAAAGAAGGCGAGAGAGCCCCACGAGUCCAAUCCAUAGCAUGUGUGUUUGGAGGAAGGGGGCGGAGCUUCCAGAGGGGGUCAGUUAAUAUCAGAGUUCAAAACACCUGCAUGAAUCAUUCCAGAUUAAUAGGUCAAAUGGCUCAGUUUCCAUUUUAUUGGGGGAGAAAUAAAAUUGUCUUUUAGUAUAUUUUUGAGUGUUAACUCAUACUAGUAUAUAGAUGUUAAAUUACAAAAUGUGUAAAUGUUGGCAGGACAGGUAAUACAAUAUAAUCAAAAUAGAUGUCAAGCCAGUGGAAAAUCGUGUAGAGAUGAUUAAAAUUUAUAUCACGCAAACCUAUCAUUGAGAUAUAUGAAUAAAUAAAUAACCGUGGCACUGUUGCAUUAAAUGUUUACAGUUUUUUCUACAGAUGGCAGUGUACUAAUUGCAGAUGAUUUCUAUUCAGUUAGCAUCAGUAACAUAUUUGUUUAAAUUGCUAUACUCCCAAUCUCUGUGUUGCCUAUUUUCUUCUCUGGUGGCCAGAGCUAGCCAAGCAUGAACUGUGCUGUACUGAGAGGCUCUCGAAUGUGCAUGCCUGCCUGAUCCUGCUUGCUGUACUUGAGUAAAAGGUGUAAAACUAACGAUGCUGCUGAUCCUUUAUUCAUGCCUUACUGAAGCUAUCAAAGCUAGCAGGUAAAAUGCCUUAUCUUAUUUGUAAAUCUUAUAUUACAAUCCUGUACAGUACAAUCUUUAUGUAAAGUUUGGGUAAAGCUGUCUGCACUUUAAAUCGAAAUCUUGUGGAAUCCUGUACUCAUUCUUCUCUCCGUCUGCAAAUAAUGAACACAAUGACUUUGAUUGUAUCUAUUUAGGCAAAGUGAACUGAAACAAGAAGGCUCGGGAAAAGGAGCGUUUGUAGGAAUGUGUCUUUCUAAAUGAUUUAUGCUUUAUGUAAAGCAUGUCUUUUAUGGUGAAUUUGGAGAGUGGAAUGUUCAGAGAAUUGUAAUGGCACAGAAAUGAGGGAAUAUGCAUGGCAGAUUUUAGGAGGUAGGAGAUGCAGAUUAAAAUUUUGGUUAUAUUAAAACAAUGAAAAGCAAAUCUUUUAUGUGAUUUUGAAUUUGUAGAUAUUGUUUUUAUUUAAUAUACAGCUCCGCCUCCUAUUAUUUGUACAAACUUUUAUAUGAUUGUUUUUGGAAUAGGUACUUUAUUCCUGUUUUGUAGAUAUGAACAUAUAUAUGUUGUAAAACAUGAAAUGUACAUUUUUAAUAUGUAUUUUGAUGGAUUUAAGAAUUUAUCUGCGUGCAGCAUGUUUAAUGUGUUGGGGUAGUGUAUUUCAUGUUGUCUUCAACCUUCAAAAGCAAUAAAACCUAAUUUGUUAGUCUUUGUGAA